CCUACAUUUCUCUAAUCAAUAAGGAAUUUAGCAAAAAAAAAAAAAACAAUAAGAACAGUAUGAUGAAGAUACAAUUACUGCUCGUGAUUAUCUUAGUUGUUAUUUUCGUUGUUGUCUUGGACGUUACGGAAGUUGAGGCCAUGAGGCCUUUCCCGGAGGCCGUUGAUGAGAUCAGUCUACUGUUGUUUCAGGCGCUGCAAAGAGGCCCAGUCACUGGCUCUGGUCGGAACGGUUGCACCAAUAUUCCUCGCGGCUCAGGAAGGUGCCGCCGCGGCUAGAGCUGUCAUACGAAUCUUCUCCCACUUCAUUAUUCGUUGAUUCUUUUUUUCCCACGUACAUAAUUACAUAUACGUAGCUUUAGACUUGGUCUCAUAUCAUUUGAACUUUAAUCAACGUAAAUUUAAUAAGUUUAUUUAAUGUGUGUCCUCAAUGACAAUACAUACAUGUUUUUUUUUGGCUAUUCACUAAGUUGGUCAAGAAACAUUUGCAGAAACAAAUCUAAACUAAUAAUCAAAAGAUUUUCA
Molecule: messenger RNA, 524 nt
Organism: Brassica napus (rape)
Lineage: Eukaryota; Viridiplantae; Streptophyta; Magnoliopsida; Brassicales; Brassicaceae
Exons: 1
Coding region: 60-278 (72 amino acids)
Source: RefSeq, a predicted model, not a curated record